This is a messenger RNA of Trypanosoma grayi, 3921 nucleotides long. Its product is annotated as mitogen-activated protein kinase-like protein. Gene Ontology annotation, molecular function: protein kinase activity; ATP binding. The transcript has a single exon. The record is from RefSeq and is a predicted model, not a curated record. NCBI's taxonomy places the organism in Eukaryota, Euglenozoa, Kinetoplastea, Trypanosomatida, Trypanosomatidae. Bases 1 to 3921 code for a protein of 1306 amino acids. Gene Ontology annotation, biological process: protein phosphorylation.
AUGGGUGAUCGUAAGCUUGAAGCUCAGAGGAAUGUGAGCAAUGCUGCAACGAAAUAUCCUGAAUCAAGUGCACUAGAAAGAAAUAAUGUUAAAGCAAAUCCCCUUUUCCCCCAAGUGCCACCGUCGACGUCACUGAAGGGCAACACUUCAAUUGCGAUGCCAAGUGGCGCACAAAACCUCCAAGAAUGUGCUUUCUAUGAUGAGACAGUUAGUGUUUGCGGCUUUUCCGGUGAAUGUGCAACCCAGUCAUUGACAAAUGACGAAGAUCGUUCAGACAACAGGAUACCCGCAAUUGAGAGCCGAGUAACAAAGGCUGUUGAGCCACCAGAGUACUCAAAGCCUCCGCAGAAGCAAGGAGACAGCUUGAAAACGCUUAAGCGGCGUAACUGUGCGAUUUGUGUCGGUGUGCUGGUCUUCUCCGUGCUAUUAGGCGUUGUUAGUGGCCUUGUUAUCGGCUUGGUUGGCUACCGCUACAACAUGUUAAACCAGCGGAUCGCAUUGGCAGCCAAAAACCGCAUGGUUCUGAACAGUUCUGUCAACAUUCUUCGUGAUGCCCAUUCAAUGCUGGCGGUCGACUCUCUGAAUCUCCUGCACUAUGUACAAGCCAUGGGAACUAACUACACGAGUGCAGAGGAGAUGCGUGACGCGUAUAAUAGGUCAUUUUUCCUAUUUUCGGCACUUGGCAUGGCGAGUUCACCAGAAGUGGACGAAUUCCUUAUUUUUGUUCCUUUUUGUGAUGAGGUAGAAAUGCAAGAAAACAGAUGUCAUGAUGCUCUGUUUCUAGCGUAUACGUGUGAGCCUCUCCGGAACCGUUCUGAAAAAUGUUUUUAUUCCUUCAACAAUGACAGUGGUGUAGAUACGUUUGAAGUUUUAAAAGACGGUCACGGGGCCCCCUUCGGUUUGAAGUGGUUAAGAACUGAAUCACUCUCGAACUAUAUGGUGAACUCUAGUCAGACACCUCCUACUAACUCCAGCGGCCGUUACAUUGGCUUUGUCACCUCCGAUCCUGCCAAUGAGGUCGUAAAUACAGGCGUAGCACAUCGUCGACAAUUUAAGAAGGACGGUCGCACUGUUGUUUGUGAGGCAAGUGGCUACACUAUUAAUUGGUUUCGGGCAUUUGAUCAGACUCUUCAGAAGGCAAAUGAAAGUUACUCUCUGAUAUUCAACGCGAGCGGCUCCAUACUAGCAUAUUCCUAUAUGUCUCAAAAUCAACAGGGCGGGGUACCUUGCCAUGGUAUCACCCUGGAUGAGAUGAGAAGGGCAAAGAAUGACAACAGCGCGCAGAAUGUAGAAUGCGGCACGAAUGGCGCUGGUGUCCUUGAUAGCAUUGUAGAGCUAUUGUUGGACUUCUUUAAGAAUGAGAAAACAGAACCAGAUGCGCCGAUGAUAGGCCGCUCCGAAAUUGUGGAGAGUAAUGGUUUGGUGACAGCAGUACAAGAGUUUUUUUUUGUCGAGGCAGACCCUCAAGAACACAAACAACUCUAUGCUGCGUAUGCUACGCCGAUGCUGACUGGGCUUGACCGACAGAGUGUACUCCAAGUCAUUAUAUGUGUGGUUGUAGUGGUCGUUUCCAUUUGCGUUCUUGGAGGGGUUAGUUUGUUCUCUAUCAAUCAGCUUCAGAGGACCGUUGAACUGGUAUCUGUACUAGCUGUUCACGUCGCGACGUACGACUUGGAGAAGAUGCAGAUGGUUCUGGAUCGUAAGCAUCAGGGCUUCAGUGUUCCAUUCGGUUUUUUGGGGAUCGAUAUGUUGUCGGAUGAGUUUAACAAAAUUCUCAUGAAUCUAAAGGCCUACCGGCCUUACUUGCCACAGGCGCUUUUGACGAACAUUGCCUGCCCUGAGUGGGGCAAAGGGAGGAUUUCUGACAACGGCUCCUCACCUUCGAAUGGAGAUGAUAAAAUGGAGGGGGCAUACCCUCCUGCGCCUGAUGUUCAAGAAACUUGUAUUGUGGACGGAUCGGAUGUAAACGCUGUUGUGCUAAAUGCCUCCGAAGAAGGGUGGCAAGCUCCUAAGCUGAAGCGUGUAAAAGGUACUGUUAUUGUGGCACAGCUUCAGGGAUGCGUUCUCGGUGAACCUGACUCUUUAACAGUGAUUGAUCAGUUUCUAGCCUUUGUCUUGAAAAAUGUACGGGCCAGCGGCGGUGUUGCUGAUCAAAUUGAAACUGAUCACGUCAUCGUCACAUUCAACUUUCACCUCCCGGUAAUACGCCACCAGCAGAAGGCUUGCCAUUGCGCCAUUGCGAUCCAGGAAGACUGUCGGAAAGCGGACAUGAAGGUAGCUAUUGCCAUCACAUCGGGAGUGAAUUAUGUUGGUACCGUUGGUACAGAUGAGCAGAAGGCGCGUGUUGUUGCGGGUGACGGUGUCCAAUUGGCGAAGCGCCUCGUCACGCUGCAUCGUUACCUCGGCUCGACGAUCCUUGUCACGCAGCAGGUAGCCCAUGAAUCGAACAUCGCCGCCGUCCCUGUAGACAAUGUCGAGGUUUACUCACCCUACUACAAGGUCACACUCCAAUACGUGAUCCUUGAAGUGUCUGGGUCGGCUCACGGUGAACUCUCAUGUGAAGAGGCAUUUUCCAAACAAAUCUUUAGUCUUAUUCUUCGGCGCCAGGGACGUGAAGCACGAGCUUCAGUGAAUCAGCUUAUGCGGAAAUUUGCAUCUAUUGACGAGGCGCCGUGGUAUGCACGUCGCCUUUAUGAGCUUUGCAAACAUAACCAAAGUCUUAUUGAAAGUGGAUACCGGCGAAAAGAGCUGCUGUGGGCCCCGUUGGAGGGAGAAGAACUAUUGGAACGCCACAUGACGGACGAAGCUGCGCGACAGACGAAGGGUUUCCACUCAUUUGAUACGGUUUUUACUGAGAUGAGAGACGGAUCCGGCAACGUUGCCGAUUCGGGCUGCGGCUGUGGUAGCAUGGGGAGCCAAUACACCGAUGAUGUGAAGCGAGCAAAGGUGCAGAUCGAUGCCCAGUCCUCCAGUAGUCGCCGUGCAAUGUUAGUGAAACCUGAUAAGCAGGGUGAGGACGCUCUUAUCUCCCUUUUUGUCCAAGAUGAGGAAACACCAUUUGAGAGUGAAAACGUGCUCGAUCAGGAUGAGGAAAUACUCCACAACGGUUUCCCUAAUAAGGGUUUACCACAGGUAAUUGAAGAUAUCAACCAUCAGAUUUUCUAUCGUACUGACGAGCUACUGGGGAGGGGACAGUUUGGCGAAGUGUAUCUCACCAUAUCGGCAAGCGGGACAUUUGUCGCCACGAAGGUAUUUCCCCUCGAAGAGAAUGGUGCUGCGUUGGUUCAGGAGGUUGAGGCUUUGAUUCAACUGCGCCACGAUAAUAUAGUGGCCUAUGAUACCUGUGCCAUUCAGGACGGCUACUUUUUCAUAUUUACGGAAUACAUGGCUGCGGGGAAUAUGCGCCAGUUGAUCUCACGUCUCGGUCGGAUUCCUGAGAAGACGGUCCGCAAAUACGGUCGUGAUAUUCUCUUUGGAUUGAAGUUUCUCCACACCAUGAAGUACGUUCACUGUGAUCUUAAGCCGGACAACGUGCUUCUCUCGUCGGAGGGCACAUGCAAACUUGGAGACUUCGGUACUGUGCAUCUUGCACGAAGCGUUCCUGACAGAGGUGCAACACUUCGAGGUACACCGCGCUACAUGGCCCCAGAGGCCGUGAUGGGAAACUCGACAGACAAGUCGGAUAUUUAUGGUUUUGGGCUGACGAUGGCACAUAUGUUGCUCGGAUUCAACCCCUGGCAAAAAUACGAGGAGUCGGAUGAACACUUUCUCUUGCGACUUGCGAGGGACGAUGAGGAUAUGAGACCAGCAUUACCUACAGACUUGGAGGACAAGGAACUGGAGCGCGCCGUCCGAAGCUGCUGUGAGCAUGACCCCGCGUUGCGCCCCACAGUCGAUGAGCUGCUCUCUAUGCUUUCAUAA